Messenger RNA from Oreochromis niloticus (Nile tilapia), 2020 nucleotides. Its product is annotated as caspase-6. Gene Ontology annotation, cellular component: cytoplasm. The transcript has 8 exons. NCBI's taxonomy places the organism in Eukaryota, Metazoa, Chordata, Actinopteri, Cichliformes, Cichlidae. Gene Ontology annotation, biological process: proteolysis; apoptotic process; positive regulation of neuron apoptotic process. The coding region runs from base 41 to 982 and encodes 313 amino acids. Gene Ontology annotation, molecular function: cysteine-type endopeptidase activity. The record is from RefSeq and is a predicted model, not a curated record.
CACACCCUGAACUCUUUUUAGGGUGGGUUUUACGACGGUGAUGUUUUCUUCUGACGGCGUCAGUUCGAAAAAAAGACGAACCGUGAACAUGUCUGACAAGCAAAAAGACGAAUGCGGAGGAAGUGUUGCUACAGACAGCACACCAACAGGUGAAAGCAGGCAAGUAUGCACGGAAAACCAAACAGAGACCGACUCCUUCAUCAGAAGCUACCUGGAUCCUGCAGAGGAGUACAAGAUGGGCAACAAACGACGAGGUCUUGCACUCAUCUUUAAUCAGGAGCGCUUCUUCUGGCGCCUGGGCCUGAAUGACAGAAAUGGAACCAAUGCUGAUCGUUACAAUUUGGAGAAAAGACUGAAGGAUCUAAACUUUGAAGUGAGGUGUUAUGAUAACUACAAGCUGGAGGAUGUCCUAGAAGAAAUCCACAAAGCUGCGGAGGCAGAUCACUCAGAUGCUGAUUGCUUUUUCCUCGCCUUCCUGAGCCACGGAGAGGAUAACCACGUUUAUUGCUACGAUGGAAAAAUCAGUAUCCAGGAGAUCACGUCCAUGUUCAAGGGAGACAAGUGCCCGGACCUUGUUGGAAAGCCAAAGAUCUUCGUAAUACAGGCAUGUCGAGGAGAAAAGCAUGAUGAUCCAGUCACCCCUGCUGAUGCAGUGGAUAGCAAAGUAGAGGUGUUUGUGGAUGCCAGUGCCAUACACACGCUCCCUGCUGGGGCUGAUUUCAUCAUGUGCUAUUCUGUGGCUGAAGGUUAUUACUCACACCGGGAGACUAUCAAUGGCUCCUGGUAUAUCCAAGAUCUGUGUGAAUUGCUCCAAAAGCUUGGUGAUACCCUGGAAUUCACAGAGUUACUCACGCUGGUCAAUAGAAAAGUGUCCAUGAGGAGUGUUCUGAGAGCUCGUGACCCACACGCUAUCGGGAAGAAGCAAGUACCUUGUUUUGCUUCAAUGCUCACCAAGAAACUUUACUUCCGACCAAAAAAGUAACACUGUCACACCUCAGUCUUUCAAUAAGCGGGUUUAUGUGUUUUUUUUAACUAGAUAGGGCUUCUGAACAGGAAUUUACACUUGGCACCAGAUUAAGACUAAAUGUAUAUAAUUUUCUGCAUCACCAUCUGAUUAUGAACACAUGCAAAGUGACCAUCUAAUGCAGUUUGUGGCUUCAUUCUGCGCCUGUUAAGCUCAAUGGGGGGCAUAUGUAAAACAUGUUUCUUUGGCAAAGAAUUAGUGUUGUUCUUAUGGCAAAAUUUAAAUAACUAAACAGUGAAAACGUGGCUUCUAGAAGAUUAAAAAAAACAAAUGAACUGUUUAGUCUUGGUCAGACUUUCCCAGUUAUCUGUGAAUGCAAACAAAUAGUUGGCAUUAUAAUGGAAUCCAACCCAACAACCCUUACAGUAACUGAUAUUUGAAAUGUUGUUGGAAAUAGAGAUGCUGUUUUACUUAGUGAGCACAACUGUGGCUGUCUUCUGACUAAGUUGAAUAUCCAUCCAUCCAUCCUCUCCUGCUUAUCCAAUUCAGGGUUGUCAGGGCCAGCUGCCAUAGGUCGAGAGGCAGAGUACACCCAGGACAGGUUGCCAGUCUGACUAAGCUGCUUAUGACACAAAAUAUAGCAAGACCUAAUGAGUUUAUAGAGAACAUUCAAUUGAAAAUCAGCUGUAUUUACCUCAGGCCUGUAGUGCUGACUAUCCAUCUUGAUUGCUUUAGUAAUGAAUUAAUUACAGAGUUUGGUGAUAUCAGCUGUUGAAACGACCACUCUGCUUGAAUUUAACACAACUAAAUGGCACUUAUCUCGUAAGACAUAAGGACCCAGAAGUAUAUUUGUAAAAUGUCCCCUUUCAGGAAUUAUUACCUGAGUAUUAAAAAGAGUUCAUGUGGGAAUGCCAGGAUGUUCAAGUUAAUGGCCUCACUCCGGCUGAGCUUCACUGACAGCUAGCCACACGUUUCUUUUGAUGAUCAGAUUUAGUUCCAUACAAAGAAAACAGUUCUUAAAUGUGAUUUGUUGUUUUAGUCCUUUAAGCAUAAUGA